Tachysurus fulvidraco (yellow catfish) is the source of this 3628-nucleotide messenger RNA. It is a transcript of the gene umodl1, whose product is annotated as uromodulin-like 1. Gene Ontology annotation, molecular function: peptidase inhibitor activity; calcium ion binding; protein binding. Gene Ontology annotation, cellular component: extracellular region; cell surface. The coding region runs from base 162 to 3290 and encodes 1042 amino acids. The transcript has 17 exons. The record is from RefSeq and is a predicted model, not a curated record. Lineage: Eukaryota; Metazoa; Chordata; Actinopteri; Siluriformes; Bagridae.
AAGGAGGAGGAGGAGGAGGAGGAGGAGGCAGGUAGUUCAGGUGAGACCCAGGUGAGGUUUGUCACCAGUAUCCUUGAACACGUCUGUGAGCAGAGCGCGAGCUGCAGCUCAUGAUGGUGUAAUAUGGUCCUGAUAUACAGACUCUGCUCUGAAGGCCCAACAUGCUGUGGAUGUUCUGGACAGUUCUGCUGCUUCGCACCUUCACCACAGGACACGACACGCUGCAUGAAGGAUACACCCUCUCACUGUCAGGGUACCAUGUGUGUACCGGGAUCGAGCUCGUUCCCAUGACGACAGUGAUCUCAUAUAAGAGUGUUUACACCCAGAUGGUGCCGUGUGGCGGUUGGCUGCCGUGGAAAAUGUGUAACGUGACACGCUACCGCACCGUGUACCAGACUCAGGUCGUCAACUCGGAGAAACCGGUGACGAAGUGCUGCGAAGGCUUCGAGCAAGUGGGCAGUUACUGCGCUCUGGCCCUCGACAGGAGUUCUGAGUUUACGGCUAAACCUGGAGUUUGUCCUGCACAUCCUGUCUCAGGUCCUCUGUGUCUCUGGGACUCGGAUUGUCCUCACUGGCAGAAAUGCUGCCAAACAGGAAACCAGAGUGUCUGUGUGGAGCCUCAGAGCCCCGUGAAUAUGACCUCGUGGCUGAACGUGACAGUGACGGUGAAAACAGCGUUCAGUUUGGUGGACACGAGCAGUGGGAUGUUGAACCACACACGUCUGCUGCACUCUGUGGUGAUGGGAGCUCUGAGCUCUGUGCAGGUCUCAGUGUACCACAUGCACUCGUGGUCUUCAGGAUGGUUCAGUACGUCCUCCUGCCUCCUGCUCGGCUCGUCUCAGCUCCUGUCCCUAACCAGCGUCUCUGACACACUCCUGCUCCUGCUAGGGAACAUAGACGAGGUGACGGCUGUGGACGUCAGGGAUGUGGAUGAGUGUGCCACGCCCGUGCUGAGAGCCUGCCAUCCCCUUGCCCACUGCUCUAACACUCUGGGAUCCUAUAAUUGCACGUGUGCUGCUGGAUGUGUGGAUCUUCAGCCCAGCAGGCCAGGAACACAGUGUAGGAACACAUCCUCCUCCUCCUCCUCCUCCUCCUCCUCCUCUUCCUCAGAUUGGAAUAUAAUCAGCUUUGGGCCUCUAAGGAAACGUCCUCAGCAAAUUACCUCCACUACUUUGUCCACUACUACAUCCAGUACACCACCUACUACAUCCUCCACUGCUAACUUCAACACUUCCUUCACUUUCCCACCACCCGUUUCUCGCUGCAGCUCUAAGUCCAGCUCGAGUCCUGAGCUCACUAUUCCGUAUGUCACCAACCUCUGGGUCAAAAACGUCACAAGCUCAUCCUUCCAGCUGUUGUGGAACUUUCCUCUUCACAUCAACCUCACGUCAAAGCUCAUCCUCUUCCAUGGGACCCACCAGCUGGGCAUCGUGGAAACGGAGCUCUCUGAUUGGACAUGGACCAAGCUUCAGCCUGGGGGUCUGUACACCGCCCAUGUGGCCCUGUGUAUGUGCGGUUCCUGUGGAAACGCCACCGAGCUGAAGGUGAAGACAGAUGCACAGAUCCUCAGAGCUGUUGUCCGAAUAACCAACGUUAACUUCACCGUGGAUCUGCAGAACCCCGAAAGCACAGAGUACAAGACGUUUGUUGAAAAUGUUAGAAACGAGACUCUUCGCUCUCCCGACUUCUGGGUCCGGAACUUGGUUCACUCCGGGAAGGUGUUAGUUUUAAUCUCUCAUCUGGCUCCAGGCAGCGUCGUGGUCACCUUCACGCUCGUGUUCCUGCCCACCGAGCAGGACAACUACAAAAUUGCCAUUUAUCUGAUGGAGUCCCUGCAGAACAGCUCGCAGUUCACCUGCGACAGAAACUUCACCGAGAUCACGGAUGUAGAUGAGUGCGCUCUGGGUGAGAUGGACUGUUCCUCAGGGGCCAAAUGUGAGAACACCUUCGGUUCCUACACCUGCGUGUGUCCCCAUGGUUACACUGAUGCAAACCCAGAGAGGCCGGGACGCACCUGCCAAGAGAACGACAUGACAGUUUCCGAUUCUUCUCCAAGUCCAUCUACCACGACCAUCUCUACGACGUCCACCAUGAGCUCUCUAACCGAAGCCACAAAUAUAACAUCCUCUAUACCUGUCACACACGGCACAGAUGUAACAGUCAGCUCAUCCACAGCAGACUGGUCUGAUAAGAAAACCACAGAAUUGACAAGCACAUCAUCCACCAGUUCCCUCACCCAAACCACAACAAAAACAGCUUCAACCUCCACCUCCAACACCACCAUCAUCUCUCAAACGGAGCUCAUCACAGUGGAGUGCGGUCCCGGGUACAUGGUCGUAUCCGUGUCACGGAUUUUCCUGGAGUGGAAACACAUCUCAGAGUCCUCGCUGUACCUGGGCGCUCCCAGCUGUAACGUGACUCAGGUGAACCUCAACCACGUCAAGCUCCUCGUGGAAUGGGGAACAUGUGGAACUCAUCUGCAGCAAAACAACCAGAACAGCACGGUGCAGGUGACCCUCUAUAACACGGACAUGCGGCUCCAGGUUCCCGUCAUCUGCACCUACAUCAACAGUUUUAUCAUCUCUGCAGGAUACAGCACCUCUGGAUACAACACGAUUAACAAUGUGGUGGAGGGAUCCGGGAUGUACCACGUGACCGUGCGCUUGUUAAAUGGGACAAACCCUCUGCCUCAGAACUACACCCUGUCCCCUGAAGAUGAGGUCAUCAUUGAGGUGGGGCUGAACUCCAACAUCUCACAUAUUAAAGUGGUCAUUAAUAAAUGCUGGGCUCAUCCCAGUAACAACGCCAUCGAGCCGCCGCAAAGCAUCUUCCACGAGAACAGUUGUCCAGUCCUGGACAAAUACACCAGGGUGCUGCAGAACGGUGAAUCCUCUCACUCUCAGUUGGCUGUAUCUCUGUUCUACCUGGUGGACUUUGACGUUAUUUACCUGCACUGUCAGAUUCAGAUCUGCAUCGAGACGUCAGAAGCCACGUGUCGCCCUAACUGUAACACGACCUCCCGCAUGGCGAGAACCUCCAGAGGAGCUAACGUGAUCGGGAUGGCUAAAGCCUCAUGCGGUCCUCUACUGAAGUCACAUCAGGAAGUCACCCUGCAGGACACGGUGUGGAACAUGCGCACUCUCAGCUUCAUCCUCUUGGCCUUGGGAGUGUGUGUGUUGGCAGUCGCAGCCCUGGCUGUGGCUUUGUUCUGCAGACGCAGGAUGGGAAACUACAACUUCCAGUUCAAGCCACGUGAGGAGAACUUCACCUACCACGUCUUCAACACCUGAACACCUGAACACCUUCAGUCCAUCACUCCAUCGCUGUCCUUUAUUUAUUCAGCUUAUAUAAAAAGCGAAAUAGCUGUAGCCUCCUGCUGCAUGAUAGUCCUGAGGAACGUUACUGUUAAUAUUGCUGAGCAAAAUUUCUGUCAUCAUCAUCAUCAUCAUAAUCAUCAUCAUCACCAUGUAGAAUAUCUCCUAAUCUCCUCAGAUCUGCUAGUUAAAUCGCAGUAGACGUUUACAGUGUAAAUCUUUAACAUUCAAUGUUUUAAAAAUGAAAGAUUUAAUUUAUUAAAUAAUUACAAUAAUAGAAUUAUAUUUUGUGUAAGACUUGUAUAGUGACUCAG